CUUGGUUUGAUCCCGCGCUGCCGAACCGAUACCACCGCGACUUUCCUCCCGUCAACAAAUCCGCUUCUUCCGCUGACCCCCUCUCUUUCCUCCUAAUUCUAACAACAAAACCCCCGUACUCACCUCCAACCUCUAUGGUACCGGCGCGUCGUUGUACAUAAACAUCUAAGCUAUGGAGGUUGUCAGUGCCGAGGUCUCCAACGGGGUCUCGCCAUCGGCGCAGACGACAGCUUCGGUAGAUCCGAGUGCUGUCAUCCAGUAUUUGAUCGGCGUGUUGCAGGUGACUCUGGGCGCUCUGAAAACUGAGCUGGAAAGCACCGGAAGCUUGCUAUCCGAGGCCAAAUACAAUGAGACUGUGCAGCGAUGUUCCCGGUUUGCCUCAGAGUCGCAGGUCGCUCUCUAUGUGCAGAAGGACCUGGUGCCCGCGGAGGAGGCCAACGGGGCCGACGUUGGCGAGGAAGCAUCCAGUCACUACAUGUACAGCCUCUCCGCCGAAAUCUCCUCCGCCCCGACCACCGUCGCCUCCGUCGCCUUCAUUAAGCGGCCCGCAGCCAUCGAUCCGUCGCUCCCCAUUUCCUCGCAAAUCCAGGUCAUUAACCUGCCCGGUGUGGCAGCCUCAGGCACCGCCCCGGUCCAGCAAAGCAACUCCCUUUCACCCUACGAGAUUCUACACCUGGUGCUUCACCAUGCGCUCAGUCCCUACUUUGAAGCCUACACCCGCACCCAGGAGGUCGCUGGCGGAUCUAAGCCUCGGACGGAUACAGAAGUGAAGACUGGAAUCCCUGGCACCAAGAAGAAGUUCGCGGAGCUAGAACUUGGACUCUUGCAUCUGCAGCAGAAUGUCGAGAUCCCCGCCUUGAAUCUGCCGCUUCAUGAGGUAGUUCAAGGGGCGCUUCUCGAGGCCGAAAAGCGAGGAGUCCGGCCUUCAGUGGAGUUGAUCAGCCCCACGAUACUGGAGAGCAGCGCUUUCAUUAACAGUAUUCAGAACAAUGUCAACGGCUGGAUCAGGUCGAUUCAGACCAUCACCAAGAUGUCUCGCGAUGCCGACAGUGGAUCAGCAGCUCAAGAGAUCAGCUUCUGGCUGUCGAUGGAGACUGCCCUCGAAGGUAUUGAGGCUCAACUGCGCGGUGACGGCGUCCAGUUGACGAUGGAUAUUCUUCGCCAUGCCAAGCGUUACCAGGCGACUCUCAGUUUCGUCGCGGACACAGGUCUGCGGGAAGCCACUGAUCUGGUACAGAAGUACAACCAGCUCAUGCGGGACUUCCCGCUGGACGAGCUGUUGUCGGCAACUACGCUGCAGAAGGUCCAGGAGUCUCUUAACUUAAUCUUCAACCACUUGAACAAGAAAUUGAAGAUUUGUCCCUAUCCCAUCAAGCGCGCACUUUCCUUGGUGGAGGCCAUUUCCGGAGAUCUGGACACAGCUAUCCAUUCCCUCCUCCAUGGCCGCACUAUCCUCCAUCUGGACUAUCGUGAAUUUCGAUCUCUGAUGAAGACCGCCGGAGCCAUCUGGAGAACCUGGGAUGAGAAUCUGAAGGAGUUCACCAAUGUUGCUCGUGAGUCCACCAGACGCCGUAAUGAGAAGUUCAUUCCGAUUAAGAUCGCGGCACGGCACGAAAAGACCCUGGAGCGACUGAAGUAUAUCAACACUUUCAGAGUCAACCAUGAGCAGCUCCAACGAACAAUUGUGAACGUUCUCGGUCCAAAGACUACUUCUGCUGGAGACGCGGCCGCCGGAGCUGGUUCUGAUGGGGCCGUCAUUGUCGAGGAGAUUGGUGAUGUCGACGCUGUUGAAGAAGUCGCUCAAGCUUAUGCAGCCCUGAAGAAUGUCGACGUGCUGGACGUCUCUCCCGCUGGCACGCAGCAGUGGAUCAAAGAAGAGAUUGCCUACAAUGAGCGUACGUCUCGAGUUGAGAACUCCAUCAUAGCCCGCCUUCGGGACCGUCUCGCUACGGCGAAGAACGCCAAUGAGAUGUUCCGUGUUUUCUCCAAGUUCAAUGCUCUCCUCGUCCGCCCGAAGAUUCGAGGUGCCAUCGGUGAAUACCAGACACAGCUCAUCGAAAAUGUCAAACAAGACAUUUCUUCCUUGCAUGAGCGCUUCAAGCAGCAGUAUGGUCACUCCGAGGCCCAUGCAAUGGCGCAGUUACGUGAUAUGCCCCCUGUCUCGGGUGCCAUCAUUUGGGCACGUCAGAUUGAGCAUCAGUUGGACGGAUACAUGCGCAAGGUUGAGAAUGUUCUUGGAGAGGACUGGCACCUCCACACAGAGGGACAGAAGCUUCAGGCGGAGAGCAAUUUGUUCCGCAAGAAGCUAGACACGCGCCCAGUCUUUGAGUCGUGGCUUCAGGAUGUCCAACGGCGGCAUAUCACCAUUUCGGGCCGCCUUUUCAACAUUGUCCGCAACCGUGCUGCUGGAAAUACGCUGGAGCUUACUGUUAACUUUGAUGCUCAAAUCAUUGCCUUGUUUAAAGAAGUAAGAAACCUUAUCUGGCUCAAUUUUCAGGUGCCCCACGCCGUGAGCAACAUUUCCAAGGAAGCGAAGCGGGUCUAUCCCUUUGCAAUCAGCCUGAUGGAGAGUGUGCGUACCCUGCUGCAAACAAAUCGCUCGAUCAUGACCAUGACUGAAGUCGCGAUUCUGUUGAAUGGAUACGUCAACGAUGCGCAAACCAUGAUCAUCAAGGGUGUCCCCCUGAGAUGGGAGUCGUUUGUUCAUUCGUAUGAGCUCCACGUCAAGCAGUCAGCGUUGGCGAACGGUGCCAUCGAAGCAACCAUUCCAACUAGAGGAGAGAGCAAGCAUGUUCAAUUCGUGCGGGAAUUUGCUGGCUCAGCAUCUGUACUUCAGUCAAAGACAGCGGUCUUGGCUUCAAUCAAUGAAAGUAUUCAGAAGGCGAUCCAUGAGCUGAAAACGUGUCCCUAUGAUGCUGCUGCGUUUAGGCAACGCUUAGACGCUAUUCAGGUUGCAGUCGAUAAGCUGAAUCUGGAGAAUUAUGUGAACCUUGGAUUCUGGGUCGCCAACCUAAACCAGAAGAUCGAAAUGAUCCUGCGCGAGCGGCUGCAUCGUGCUAUACGCGAAUGGAUUCUCUCGUUCCAGGACGCAACCGAUAGUCAACACACCAUGCAAGUGUCUAGUGGAGUACAGACCGGGGAAAAUGAAGCCUCCUUAUACAGUAUCGAGUUUCCUGGUCUGGUCCAUGAGAUUUCCAUGCGCAACCAGGUGCUCCACCUAGAUCCGCCUCUGCAGUACGCUCGUGCAAGCUGGUUCGCUCAUUUCGAUAACUGGCUGGGUAUCAUCUGCAAUCUCGAGAAGAUCAAGUCGUCUAGAUACCAGAUCUCAAUCGACGUGCAGAAGAUCCAGCUCUCCGAGGCAUGCUUCGCUACUCUCCCUCAGCAUUGCACGAAUGAGCUGAACCAGGUCUACAACGCAAUCGAGUCGAGACUGAAGGAUGUUUCGGCCUAUGUCGACAAAUGGCUGCAGUUCCAGUCCCUGUGGGACUUGCAGUCGGAACAAGUUUACGACAUCCUCGGUGACGACCUAUCUCAAUGGUUGCAGCUCCUUCAGGAGAUCAGAAAGAGUCGGGCCACCUUUGACACCUCGGAAGUGAGCCGGUCGUUCGGUAACAUCAAGAUUGACUACGAACAAGUUCAAACCCGUGUCAACUCUAAGUAUGACCAGUGGCAGCAUGAGAUCCUGCUGAAGUUUGGGUCUAAGCUCGGAGGCCGAAUGAGGGAGAUUCAUUCUGAGAUUGCUACUGCCCGCCGGGACUUGGAGGGCCAAACUCUCGAGGCUGCCUCUACGGCGCAUGCUGUCUCGUUCAUCACGAUCGUUCAGCAAUGUAAGCGCAAGGCUAAGGUCUGGGAGCCCGAGGUCGAUCUUUUCCGUCAAGGUCAAGCCACACUCGCUCGGCAGCGGUAUCAGUUCCCCAGCGAUUGGCUUCACGUUGAGAAUGUUGAUGGCGAGUGGGCAGCCCUGAAUGAACUCCUUGCACGGAAGAGUAAGAUUGUUCAGGAUCAGACUGAAGGCCUACGUGCGAAGAUUGCGGCCGAAGACAAGGUCAUCGGUGACAAGAUUACCGAGGUUAUCAGCCAGUGGAACGAAGAGAAGCCUGUGUCCGGUACGAUUCCGCCUGAGGAAGCGUCUCGCACCCUGAGCUCCUUUCAGUCUCGUUUGGAGUCUCUCCAGUCCGAGUAUGAAAUGGUUUCCAAAGCCAAAGAAGCUCUCGAUCUUCCCGCGGGCGCUGAAUCUGCUUUGCCAGCCAUUCUAGAGGAAGUGCAAGAUUUCAUGUCUGUCUGGGCCGCUCUGUCGACCAUCUGGAAGAGCCUAAAUGAUUUGAGAGAUAUGCUCUGGACGAGUGUGCAGCCGAGAAAGCUCCGCCAAUCGAUCGAUGGAUUGAUCAAGAUGACGAAGGAAAUGCCCAGUCGCAUGCGUCAAUAUGCUGCCUUUGAGCACAUUCAAAAUGUUCUCCGUCAGCUACUCAAAGUGAACCCUCUGCUUUCUGACAUGAAGUCUGAGGCUGUUCGUGAGAGGCACUGGCACAAGAUCUACAAAGCAUUGAAGCCAGGCAAGAGGUUCUCCCUUGUCUCGUUGACACUGGGUGACGUGUGGGAUCUGCAGCUCGCUGUUAGCGAGACGAUUAUCCGUAAUAUUAUUGCGCAAGCGCAGGGUGAAAUGGCGUUGGAAGAGUUCUUGAAAUCAGUCCGCGAGACAUGGCAGAACUACUCUCUCGACCUUGUCAACUACCAGAACAAAUGCCGUCUCAUUCGAGGGUUUGACGACCUGUUUGCCAAAUGUAGCGAGAAUCUGAACUCGCUUCAGGCGAUGAAACAUUCGCCCUACUACAAGGAGUUUGAAGAGGAGGCUUCUUCUUGGGAGGACAAACUGAACAGAGUGCAUGUUCUCUUUGACGUCUGGAUUGAUGUUCAGAGACAGUGGGUUUACCUUGAAGGCGUUUUCACCGGCAAUGCGGACAUCAAGCACUUGCUGCCUCUUGAAUCGAGCCGCUUCCAAAACAUUAACUCUGAGUUCUUUGCUGUCAUGAAGAAGGUGUACAAGUCACCUUUCGUUCUGGAUGUCCUUGCCAUUAAUGGCGUCCAGAAGUCUUUGGAACGUCUGGCUGAGCUCCUGAACAAGAUCCAAAAGGCCUUGGGAGAGUAUCUCGAGCGUGAGCGUGUGUCAUUCCCUCGUUUCUACUUCGUUGGUGACGAGGAUCUGCUCGAAAUCAUUGGUAACUCUAAUGACAUCUUCCGCAUCGCGAAACACUUCAAGAAGAUGUUUGCUGGUCUCUCGGGCGUUCUGAUGGACGACGAGAACAAUAUCCUUGGGUUCACUUCCAAGGAGGGCGAGGAAGUUCGACUCAAGAAGGAAAUCAACCUGGUCAAGACGCCUAGAAUCAACGACUGGCUGAGUGCAAUUGAAAGCAACAUGAAGUUGACCCUUGCUGAGCUCCUGGCGGAAGCAGUGGAACAGUUCGCGCCACUAUACAAUGCCUCAGAAGUUGACCACACCGCGUUCAAUGAGUUCCUUGCCAACUAUCCCGCGCAAAUUGUUGUUCUUGCCAGUCAAGUCGUUUGGACCAGUGCUGUUCAGAAAGCCUUGGAGAACGGCGGAAGCACUCUCCCUGCUUUGUUUGAUUCUCAAGUUCGAGUACUGGAGCUGUUGGCCGCCACGGUCCUCGGCGAGCUGGAUGGAAUCACCAGGAAGAAGUGUGAGCACAUGAUCACAGAAUUUGUUCAUCAACGAGAUGUGAUCUCCAAACUCAUCUCCAUGAAUGCUUCCACCCCGACGCACUACCUGUGGCUCCUCCAGAUGCGCUACGUCUACCAUGCCGAAGGAGACUUCCUUCAGAGACUGUAUGUCCACAUGGCUAAUGCGAAGUUGAACUACGGAUUCGAAUACCUAGGUGUUCCUGAACGCCUCGUCCGGACUCCUCUCACAGACCGUUGUUUCCUCACUCUCACACAAGCCCUGUGUCAGAGGCUGGGAGGGUCUCCUUAUGGACCCGCCGGUACCGGAAAAACGGAGUCCGUCAAAGCACUUGGUCUUCAGCUGGGAAGAUUCACUCUUGUCUUCUGCUGUGACGACACUUUCGACUUCCAGGCCAUGGGUCGAAUCUUCCUGGGUAUCUGCCAAGUCGGAGCCUGGGGUUGUUUUGACGAGUUCAACCGUCUCGAAGAGAGAAUCCUAUCGGCCGUGUCUCAGCAGAUCCAAAACAUCCAGAUUGGUCUUCGGACUGGCGAAGACGACGACAAAGCUCAGAUUGAACUUGUUGGCAGACGCCUUUCUGUCAACCCUAACACGGGUAUCUUCAUCACCAUGAACCCUGGCUAUGCAGGACGUUCCAACCUCCCCGACAACUUGAAGAAACUCUUCAGGAGCGUGGCCAUGUCCAAGCCGGACAAAGAGUUGAUUACCGAAGUGAUGCUUUUCUCCCAAGGUUUCAAACAAGCCAAGCUUCUGUCGAAACAGACUGUCCCUUUCUUCGACCACUGUUCCACUCAGUUGUCUAAGCAGGCCCACUACGAUUUCGGUCUUCGUGCCCUCAAGAGCGUCUUGGUCAGUUCAGGAGGUCUGAAGCGUACCAGAAUCGCCAGCUCAGAUGGUGACCUGGGGCCGGAUGAAAUCAUCGAGCCGCAAAUCAUUGUCCAGAGUUUGCGUGAAACGAUUGCCCCCAAGCUGGUCCGUGAGGAUGUGGAUAGGAUGCUUGAGAUCCAGAGACAAGAUUUUGCCGGUGUCGAAUACGUGCCUGCUAAUUAUGAGAAGCUCACUGCAGCCGUUCGUGAAAUCGCCAAGGAGCAACAUUAUGUCGACAGCGAAAUGUGGAUCACAAAAGCCCUGCAGCUCUACCAAAUCCAAAGUAUUCAUCACGGUGUGAUGAUGGUGGGCAAGUCGGGUUCCGGCAAAUCUGCUGCAUGGAAGAUUCUCCUGCAGGCCCUCCAGCGCAUCGAAAAUGUCGAAAGUGUUUCUCACAUCAUCGAUUCCAAGGUCAUGUCCAAGGAAGCACUGUAUGGUAGCCUGGAUCCGACUACUAGGGAGUGGACCGAUGGUCUCUUCACUGGUAUCCUCAGAAAGAUUGUGGACAACCUUCGAGGCGAGGACGCGAAGCGUCACUGGAUUGUCUUCGAUGGUGAUGUGGAUCCAGAGUGGGUAGAAAACUUGAACAGUGUUUUGGAUGACAACAAGCUCCUGACCCUUCCGAAUGGAGAACGUCUGAAUCUGCCACCCAAUGUCCGGAUCAUGUUUGAAGUGGAAAGCCUGAAGUACGCGACGUUGGCCACGGUCAGUCGCUGUGGUAUGGUCUGGUUCAACGACGACACGGUUACGCCUUCCAUGAUGAUCUCGAAUUAUGUCGAGUCGCUUCGGACCCGAACAUUCGAGGAUCUUGACGACGACAGUGCUCCUGCUGGCCAAGUAGCAAUCAAGACCCAGGACGCCCAGGAGAUGCUUUCCAACAUUCUCAAACAUCUGUUGCAGACUGAUGAGCUUGUCCUGAAGUCUCUCGAAGAGGCUAAGAAUUACAACCACAUCAUGGAGUUUACCAGUAUCCGUGCGUUGAACACUUUGUUCAGUCUCCUCAACAAGGCUUGUCGGAAUGUUCUCGAAUACAAUAUCCAGCACGUUGAUUUCCCUCUGGACUACGAGCAAAUUGAGGCCUAUAUCUCCAAGAAGCUUCUCCUUGCGCUUGUGUGGUCAUUUACGGGUGAUUGCCCGCUGGCGGACCGCAAAGCCUUUGGUCAAUUUGUGUCUGCUUUGACAACAACCGAUCUCCCUCUUGACGGCUCGUCGUCUAUCAUCGACUUCGAUAUCACUUUGCCUAAGGCUGAGUGGACUAGCUGGCAAUCCCAAGUGCCCACUGUUGAGAUCAACACACAUUCCAUCACUCAAACCGAUGUGGUCAUUCCGACGGUGGAUACUGUUCGCCACGAGGACGUCUUGUACUCCUGGCUCGCGGAGCACAAACCUUUGCUUCUGUGUGGUCCUCCGGGUUCCGGUAAAACUAUGACACUGUUUGCUGCCCUUCGGAAGUUGCCCAACAUGGAGGUUGUUGGUCUCAACUUCUCCAGCGCGACGACUCCUGAUCUUUUGGUCAAGACUUUCGAGCAGUACUGUGAGUACAAGAAGACUCUCAAUGGCGUUGUCAUGUCUCCAAACCAGAUUGGCCGCUGGCUGGUCAUCUUCUGUGACGAAAUCAACUUGCCUGCGCCCGAUAGAUAUGGAACCCAGCGUGCGAUCUCCUUCCUGCGCCAGCUUGUCGAGCAGAAUGGCUUCUGGAGAACCUCAGACAAGACCUGGGUCACCCUCGAUCGUAUUCAGUUUGUCGGUGCAUGUAACCCUCCCACCGAUGCAGGACGUACUGCUAUGGCCGAACGUUUCUUGCGUCAUGCUCCCCUUAUCAUGGUUGAUUACCCUGGAGAGAUCUCACUCAUGCAGAUCUAUGGGACCUUCAACUCUGCAAUUCUUAAGAUUCUUCCUUUGUUGCGCGGAUAUUCCGAGUCCCUUACGAAAGCCAUGGUUCGAUUCUACCUGGAGUCGCAAACCAGAUUCACGCCAAAGAUUCAGCCGCACUACGUUUACUCGCCGCGUGAGCUUACGAGAUGGGUUCGUGGUGUCUAUGAGGCUAUCAAACCACUUGAAACUCUCUCUGUCGAGGGUCUUGUUCGUAUUUGGGCGCACGAAGCAUUGCGUCUCUUCCAGGAUCGACUUGUGACGGAAGAGGAGCGAGGCUGGACCGCGGACGCUGUGCGCCGUAUUGCACUUGACAACUUCCCUACCAUUGAUGAAGAGCAAGCUCUGAAGGGUCCGAUCCUGUUUUCCAACUGGCUUUCCAAGAACUAUGUUCCCGUCGAGCAAGAGCGCCUGCGUGACUUUGUCAAGGCACGUCUCAAGACAUUCUGUGAGGAAGAAGUUGACGUGCCUCUCGUUCUGUUCAACGACGUGCUUGAGCAUGCCUUGCGCAUUGACAGAGUUUUCCGCCAACCUCAGGGCCAUCUCAUUCUCAUUGGUGUUAGCGGAAGUGGUAAGACCACGCUGUCGCGUUUUGUUGCCUGGAUGAACGGCCUGAAAGUGUUCCAGAUCAAGGUGCAUGGAAAGUAUUCUUCGGAAGAUUUCGAUGAUGACCUUCGAACUGUUCUUCGCCGCGCGGGUUGCAGAGGUGAGAAGAUCUGUUUCAUCAUGGACGAAGCAAACGUUCUUGACUCCGGAUUCCUCGAACGUAUGAACACUCUCCUUGCCAACGCCGAGGUUCCGGGCUUGUUCGAGGGCGACGAGUUCUCCUCCUUGAUGACCGCUUGUAAGGAGGGUGCCCAGCGUCAAGGUCUUCUUCUCGACAGCCAGGAAGAAUUGUACAAGUGGUUCACACAGCAGAUUGUCAAGAAUCUUCACGUUGUGUUCACCAUGAAUCCGCCGGAGGAAGGAUUGUCAUCUAAGGCCGCAACCAGUCCCGCGCUGUUCAACAGAUGCGUUCUCAACUGGAUGGGUGACUGGUCUGACCAGGCUCUGUUCCAAGUUGGCUCUGAACUCACGCAGUCGGUCGACUUGGACAAGCCAAACUUCGUGGCUCCUGAUAGCAUCCCCGUGGCUUACCGCGAGCUCAGCCUACCUGCAUCUCACCGCGAUGCGGUUGUCAAUUCUAUGGUCUACAUCCACUACUCGCUACAGAGAUUCAACCAGCGCUUGCAAAAACAACAAGACCGGACUACAUACCUUACUCCUCGUCACUAUCUCGAUUUUGUCGCCCAGUAUGUCAAACUCUUCAAUGAGAAGCGUGAGGAUCUGGAAGAGCAGCAGAGACACUUGAACGUCGGUCUCGAGAAGCUGCGCGAUACUGUCGACAAGGUCCGCGAUCUUCGAGCCAGUCUUGCUCAAAAGAAGACGCAGUUGGAGAAGAAAGACACGGAAGCCAACGAGAAGCUGCAGCGCAUGGUUGCCGAUCAACGAGAGGCCGAGCAGCGUAAAGCUAUUUCUCUCGAGGUUCAAGCGGCCUUGGAGAAGCAGGAGAAGGAGGUUGCGCUCCGAAAAGAGGUCGUCCUGAACGACCUUGCUAGAGCGGAACCUGCCGUGUUGGAGGCUCAAAAGAGUGUCAGCAAUAUCAAGCGUCAGCAUCUGACGGAAGUCCGUUCGAUGGGCAACCCCCCUGCCAGUGUUCGACUUGCCAUGGAGGCUGUCUGCGCUCUGCUGAAUAAUAAGACCGACAGCUGGAAGAGUAUUCAGGGUGUCAUUCGCAAGGAUGACUUCAUUGCAAGCAUCGUCAACUACAACAACGAGAAGCAAAUGACGAAGCAGCUCAGAGUAAAGAUGCAAGCCGAAUUCCUUUCGAAGGAGGACUUCACUUACGAAAGAGUGAACCGCGCCAGUAAGGCUUGUGGUCCUCUUGUGCAGUGGGUUGAAGCGCAAGUCAAUUACUCCGAGAUCUUGGAUCGCGUUGGACCUCUCCGGGAGGAGGUCGACCAGCUCGAGGAGCAGGCUCUCCAGACCAAGGCUGAGGCCCAAACCAUCGACAAUACCAUCCGGGAUCUUGAAAGCAGUAUCGCGACCUAUAAGGCAGAGUAUGCCGCACUCAUCAGUGAGACUCAGGCUAUCAAGACAGAAAUGGCAAGAGUGCAGUUCAAGGUCGACCGCAGUGUUCGUUUGUUGGACAGUCUCUCGUCGGAACGCAUCAGAUGGGAAGAGGGAAGCAAAUCAUUCGAGACGCAAAUUAGCACCCUUGUAGGUGAUGUGCUUAUCGCCGCAGCCUUCCUUGCUUAUGCUGGUUUCUACGAUCAGCAGUUCCGCAAAGCCAUGAUCGAUGAGUGGGUCAACCAGCUGCAGCAAUCAGGCAUCAGCUUCAAGCCACACAAUCCUAUAACCGAAUACCUGUCCAAUGCCGACGAACGCCUGACCUGGCAGGAUCACUCGUUGCCGGUUGAUGACCUCUGCACUGAGAACGCCAUCAUCCUCAAGCGCUACAACAGAUACCCUCUUAUCAUCGAUCCUUCUGGCCGCGUUACGGAGUUCUUGGAGAAAGAAAGCACCGAUCGGAAACUCACGGUUACGAGCUUCUUGGACGAUUCUUUUGUCAAGCAACUGGAAAGUGCUCUGCGGUUUGGCAACCCCAUUCUUAUUCAAGACGCCGAGCAUCUGGAUCCCAUCCUGAACCAUGUUCUCAACAAGGAAUACCAGAAGACCGGUGGCCGUGUGCUCAUUCAACUCGGCAAGCAGGAGAUUGACUUUUCCCCCUCGUUCAAGCUGUUCCUCUCCACCAGGGAUCCGUCUGCCUCCUUCCCUCCGGAUGUCUGCAGUCGAACCACUUUUGUCAAUUUCACGGUCACGCAGAGCAGCUUGCAGACGCAGUCUCUCAAUGAGGUUCUGAAGUUUGAGCGCCCUGAUGUCGAUGCCCGGCGGACCGAUCUGGUCAAAUUGCAAGGCGAGUUCAAAAUCCAUCUUCGUCAGCUUGAAAAGCGACUCUUGCAAGCGCUCAACGAGUCCCGCGGCAAUAUCCUGGACGAUGAUAACGUCAUCGAGACGCUCGAGACAUUGAAGAAGGAAGCAGCGGAGAUCUCCAAGAAAAUGUUGGAGACCGAGGGCGUCAUGACAGAGGUCGAGAAUAUCACGCUCAACUAUAGCAUCAUUGCCCGCUCUUGCAGUGCUGUCUUUGCCGUGCUGGAGCAACUUCAUCAUAUCAACCAUUUCUACCAGUUCUCCCUGCAGUUCUUUGUGGAUAUUUUCAACUCCGUCUUGUACCAAAACAAGCGUCUGGCCCAAGAGAAAGACCAUGCUGCACGCGUUCAGAUCAUCCUUCGGGACUUGUUCGUGACGACUUAUCAGCGUACCUCGCUUGGAUUGAUUCAGAAGGACCGCAUCACGUUGGCGAUGCUCCUUGCUCAAGCCGCACCCUACGCCAUGGAUAAGAGUCUUAUCGACAUGAUUCUGGAUGAGUCGAUGGAGGGCGUGGACCUUUCUACAGUCCCUGAGCGCAAGGAUGAGACGUUGAACAAAAUCUCCAACAUGUCCAUCUUCAAGUCAACCUUCCCGGCGAUCAUUCAAGAGCAGUGGGACCAAUUCCUUGGCGAGGAGUUGGCGGAGAAUUUCAUUCCUACUGUGUGGGACGACAACACGGAGAAUCUGGACAAGCUGCUUCGGUCACUCUUGCUGGUGAAGCUGUGCAGGAUGGACAGGUUCGUUCCCACUGCAGAGCGCUUCAUCGAGGCCGUCUUUGGUCGGGAGUUGUUCGAGGGAAGCACGGAUCUGAAGGAUAUUGUCGACCAGGUCACGGCCACGACGCCAAUUUCUCUGAGCUCGAGUCCUGGCUUCGACGCGAGCUACAAGGUCGACGCCCUUGUCGAACGUAUGGACGCCACGUGCGCGAACAUUGCCAUGGGAUCCAACGAAGGUCUGGAAAGUGCCGACAAGGCAAUCAGCAACGCGGCCGCCGCUGGCACCUGGGUUCAAGUCAAGAACGUCCACCUGGCGCCGUCCUGGCUGCAGAGUCUGGAGAAACGAUUGGAAUCACUCAAGCCCCACAAGGAUUUCCGCCUGUUCCUGUCGAUGGAAUCCAGUCCGAAGAUCCCCGUCAACCUCCUGCGUGCCUCGCGCGUGCUCAUGUACGAGCAGCCCGCUGGAGUCCGCGCCAACAUGAAGGACUCGUUAUCGUCCCUGUCCACCCGAGCAUCCAAGGCCCCGGUCGAAAAGGCCCGGGUGUACUUGCUGCUGUGUUUCCUCCACGCCGUGGUGCAGGAAAGACUCCGUUAUGCCCCUAAUCUGGGAUGGAAGGGCUUCUGGGAGUUCAAUGACAGCGAUUACGAAUGCUCCGCCCACAUCAUCGACUACUGGGUCGACACCGUCGCCCAAGGCCGCUCCAACGUUGCCCCACAGAAACUACCGUGGGAAAUGAUCCGCACCCUCGUGACCGAAACCUACGGCGGCAAAGUCGACGACCAGGGCGACUUCAACCAGCUGGAGUCGCUGGUCACCGACCUCCUCACCCCCGCCGCCUUUGAGGACGAGCACACAAUCGUCAACGCCAGUAGUAGUGGUGGUGGUGGUGGUGGUGGUGGUGAUUCCGACGGCGGUAACGGAGGAGGCGGCAGCCUCGUUCUCCCGAGUGGGACUAGCAUCCGCGACUUCGUCGACUGGGUCAAUAAGCUCCCCGAGCGCGAGCCCCCGACUUACUUGGGCUUGCCGGCCAACGCGGAGAAGUUGUUGCUGGUCGGCCACGGAAAGAAGAUGAUUUCGGAUUUGGCCAAGGUGACGACCUUGUUGGAUGAGGGGGAGCAGUUGAUGAUUGAGUCUUAGGUUGUGAUGAAUCGGCGGAAGACUUUCUGGGGGGGAGGGUUGAACUUUUGAGAAUUGGGAGUGGCAGUGUGUCUGGGAAGCUGGGGUUAUUGGAUGCGUUGAUUUGGUUCACUUUCAGGGGGUGGAUGGAUGGAUGAUGGAUGGUUCUGUUCUACUCCUGUCUUUCUUACCACUACUUAAUCUGUUCGGAUUGGAGGAUGUGAAACUACGCUAGAAUUGGGGAAGAAGAGAGGUAAAGGAUUUUAGAUCGGGGGAGGGGAGAGGAAUGAUUGUAUUUUAGAUGUGUACUGUACUGUACAAAUCCUAUCUU
Molecule: messenger RNA, 13568 nt
Organism: Aspergillus saccharolyticus JOP 1030-1
Lineage: Eukaryota; Fungi; Ascomycota; Eurotiomycetes; Eurotiales; Aspergillaceae
Product: dynein heavy chain
Exons: 3
Coding region: 173-13258 (4361 amino acids)
Biological process (GO): microtubule-based movement
Cellular component (GO): dynein complex
Molecular function (GO): minus-end-directed microtubule motor activity; ATP binding; dynein intermediate chain binding
Source: RefSeq, a predicted model, not a curated record